AAUCAGCGAAGAAUUGGGUUAUGUUUUCCAUACUUGACGAAACAGUGGACUGAUAACAAUGUUAGUUCCAACAAUAUUGCUUAUUGUAUUAACAAUAUUGUUGCUUAUUUACGUUAUAGGAAAAAAUAAUGAAAACUAUUGGAGGCGACGCGGGAUCAAAUUCCACGAUAGAAAUAAAGUGGCAGGUGUUUUUUGGGAUUUCUUGACUACUGACAAACCAUUGUUCGAAAUAGUUGGAGAUAUUUACAAACAAUAUCGCGAUGAACCGGCUAUCGGUUUUGGCGGCUUCAUGACUCCAACGCUACUAGUCAAUGAUUCAACGAACCUCCAACACGUAUUCCAAACAGAUUUUCAUUCAUUUAGUCAACGAGGGACCGAAAUCAAUAAGGACGAUCGUUUGGCUGAUAACAUUCUGUUCAUGAAUGGUAACAGAUGGAAACUAGUGAGGCAAAGUAUGACACCAAUCUUCACCAGCGCGAAACUGAAGAACAUGUUCUACAUUAUGGACAAAAGUGGAAAAGAUUUCAUUGAUUACCUGAAGAAGAAUCCAGAAAGAUUAAAGGGAAAUGCUUUCGAAUCUAUAUCAACAUUUUGCUGCGCCGCCAUCGGAGCUGCCGUUUUUGGUGUUGUCUCCGAAUCAGUUUUCGAUUCACCUUUUAUGGAUAUAUCUAGGAGAGUUUUCAGAAGUACAUUCGUAAGAAAAAUUAAAGGGUCAAUUGUCAAUUUAAGCCCGUGGUUAACCAAGAUGCUGAACAUCAAAUUGUUUUCUGAGCAUGAAGACUUUUUCAUAGGUGUCGUUAAGAAAAUGAUUCGCCAACGUGAACAGCAAGAAAUAGGUCAGAAACAUGAUUUUGUAGAUAUGUGCGUGAGUUUACAAAGGAAUGGCACUUUAAUAGAUAAGGACACGGGAUUGGAAUUGGAACCUACAGAUGAGUUGUUAGCAGCACAGGCUUUCUUUUUCUAUUUGGCUGGAAUCGACCCUAGUGCUGCGGCCAUAUUUGCCUGCUUAAUGGAAUUAGGUAGACAUCCCGAACACCUUCAAAAAGUCCACGAUGAAAUAGAUAUGACUUUUGAGAAACUUAAUGGUCAAUUGACUUACGAGUCUGUCAUGGAAAUGGAGUAUUUAGAAAAAGUCUUAUGUGAAAGCUUACGGGUAUUGCCUCCCGUCGGAUUUUUAGUGAGACAAUGUAAUCAGGAUACUGUGUUGCCUAUAGGAAAUAUUAAGAUUGAAAAAGGUACUAAAAUAUUUGCAGCAGUGUAUGAAAUUCACCACGACCCCAAAUACUUUCCGGAUCCAGAAGUGUUUGAUCCGGAGAGAUUUGCUUCGAAAUCGGCUCAAGACAAUAUUGUAUACAUGCCAUUUGGCAAAGGGAAUAGGCUAUGUAUUGGAAUGAGGUUUGCCCGUCUGCAAGUUAAAACUGGAUUGAUACAUUUUCUUCGACAUUUCACAGUGAAAACUAAGAUAGAUGGAGACAAACUCCAGUUUGCCAGGGAGAUUCAAGUUAGACCAACUAAUGUAGAAAUCGAAUUUAUACCUAGAAAAAUGAAAGAUUUGUAAAUAAACUAGUUUGGAUGAAGUUACUACUGUAUGUAAUGUAAUAACAGUGAAUUGGACGAAUCAAGCAAAUGUGGCAUCGUUAUAAAUAACGGAUAAAGUUUGUGAUAAAAAUAUGUUUGUUCUAAGAAUAGAUAGCGCAAUUGUGGUGUAAUUUUAUCAUACGAUUGUACCUGGCAACAAGCAAUUUUUGUGAAGAAUUUGAAGUAGUUUCUGUUUUUGUGAAA
Messenger RNA from Amyelois transitella, 1782 nucleotides. RefSeq names its product cytochrome P450 6B5-like. The coding region runs from base 59 to 1558 and encodes 499 amino acids. The transcript has a single exon. Lineage: Eukaryota; Metazoa; Arthropoda; Insecta; Lepidoptera; Pyralidae. Gene Ontology annotation, molecular function: heme binding; monooxygenase activity; iron ion binding. The record is from RefSeq and is a predicted model, not a curated record.